This is a messenger RNA of Diprion similis, 3392 nucleotides long. It is a transcript of the gene Atpalpha, whose product is annotated as sodium/potassium-transporting ATPase subunit alpha. Gene Ontology annotation, molecular function: ATP hydrolysis activity; P-type sodium:potassium-exchanging transporter activity; ATP binding. Gene Ontology annotation, cellular component: membrane. The transcript is spliced from 10 exons. The coding region runs from base 100 to 3228 and encodes 1042 amino acids. Gene Ontology annotation, biological process: intracellular potassium ion homeostasis; proton transmembrane transport; sodium ion export across plasma membrane. The record is from RefSeq and is a predicted model, not a curated record. NCBI's taxonomy places the organism in Eukaryota, Metazoa, Arthropoda, Insecta, Hymenoptera, Diprionidae.
GAGGAAGAAGCAGUCGCAGUUGGCACAAUCCGCGCCAAGCGCGUGUUCGUAUUCGCCUGAAUACCGCAUCACACACACGCUCCUCCAACUGUUGACAAGAUGGCGUCCAAGGGGCGAUUGGCGGUCGAGGAGCAUGGCCGUUCAGACUCUUACAGAGUUGCAACUCUGCCAAAUGUUCGGGACGACAACAAAACCGCUGACGGAAUGUACAAGUCGCGGCGGAAGAACCCAAAGCGGAAGGGGGACAAUUUGGACGAUCUGAAACAAGAGUUGGACAUUGAUUUUCAUAAAAUCACACCGGAGGAAUUAUACCAGAGAUUUAGCACGCACCCCGAAAACGGCCUCAGCCACGCAAAGGCGAAGGAGAACUUGGAAAGGGAUGGACCGAACUCGUUGACGCCGCCUAAGCAGACGCCAGAGUGGGUCAAGUUCUGCAAAAACUUGUUCGGUGGUUUCGCGUUGCUGUUGUGGAUCGGAGCGUUUUUGUGCUUCAUCGCCUAUUCGAUCCAGGCGUCGACAGUGGAGGACCCGAACGACGACAACCUGUACCUGGGAAUAGUCCUUGCGGCGGUGGUGAUAGUGACCGGAAUAUUCUCGUACUACCAGGAAAGCAAGUCGAGCAAGAUCAUGGAGUCGUUCAAGAACAUGGUGCCACAGUUCGCGACCGUUCUUCGAGAGGGUGAGAAGCUGACGCUACGCGCGGAGGACUUGGUGCUGGGUGACGUCGUCGAGGUGAAAUUCGGAGACCGGAUCCCGGCUGACAUCCGCAUCAUCGAGUCACGGGGCUUCAAGGUCGAUAACAGCUCGCUGACGGGUGAGUCCGAACCGCAAUCCCGGUCCCCGGAGUUCACGAACGAGAAUCCACUCGAGACUAAGAACCUGGCCUUCUUCUCAACGAACGCCGUCGAGGGCACGGCUAAGGGGGUCGUCAUCUGUUGCGGGGACCAGACGGUGAUGGGUCGCAUAGCUGGACUCGCGUCCGGACUUGACACCGGAGAAACGCCGAUCGCGAAGGAGAUCCACCACUUCAUUCAUCUGAUUACCGGCGUCGCCGUCUUCCUGGGUGUCACCUUCUUCGUGAUCGCCUUCAUCCUCGGCUACCACUGGCUCGACGCCGUCAUCUUCCUCAUCGGUAUCAUCGUCGCAAACGUCCCGGAGGGCCUGCUGGCCACCGUUACGGUCUGCCUGACGCUCACGGCGAAGCGAAUGGCCUCGAAGAACUGCCUGGUGAAGAACCUCGAGGCCGUAGAGACUCUGGGAUCGACGUCGACCAUCUGCUCGGACAAGACCGGGACCCUGACCCAGAACCGGAUGACCGUUGCUCACAUGUGGUUCGACAACCAGAUCAUCGAAGCUGACACAACCGAGGACCAGUCCGGUGUACAGUACGACAGAACAAGCCCCGGCUUCAAGGCACUUGCCAAGAUAGCAGCGCUCUGUAAUCGUGCCGAGUUCAAAGGUGGCCAAGACAACUUGUCGAUACUGAAGAAGGAGGUUAACGGCGACGCGUCCGAAGCCGCGCUUCUAAAGUGCAUGGAACUCGCCCUCGGCGACGUGAUGGGCGUCAGGAAACGCAACAAGAAGGUCUGCGAGAUACCCUUCAACUCCACCAACAAGUACCAGGUAUCCAUACACGAGUCUGACGACCCCAACGACCCCCGACAUCUCCUCGUUAUGAAGGGAGCACCGGAGAGGAUCCUCGACCGCUGCAGCACCAUAUUCAUUGGCGGAAAGGAGAAGGUACUGGACGAAGAGAUGAAGGAGGCGUUUAACAACGCGUAUCUCGAACUGGGCGGACUCGGCGAACGUGUUCUUGGUUUCUGCGACUUUGUUCUACCCUCUGACAAGUUUCCACUUGGUUACAAAUUCAACUGCGACGACCCCAACUUCCCCGUAGAGGGACUCCGCUUUGUGGGACUCAUGUCCAUGAUCGAUCCGCCCAGGGCUGCGGUGCCGGAUGCUGUUGCCAAGUGCCGCUCGGCCGGUAUCAAGGUCAUCAUGGUCACUGGUGACCAUCCUAUCACUGCCAAAGCCAUUGCCAAAUCUGUUGGUAUUAUUUCUGAAGGAAACGAGACGAUCGAGGAUAUCGCACAGCGUUUGAACAUACCGGUAGCCGAAGUCAAUCCACGAGAGGCUAAAGCGGCUGUAAUCCACGGUUCGGAACUGAGGGAAUUGGACUCCGAUCAUCUGGACGAAAUAUUGCGAUACCACACUGAAAUUGUCUUCGCACGUACAUCGCCGCAACAGAAGCUGAUCAUCGUUGAAGGUUGCCAAAGGAUGGGAGCCAUUGUAGCCGUAACAGGCGACGGUGUUAACGACUCUCCGGCGCUGAAGAAGGCCGACAUUGGAGUCGCGAUGGGCAUCGCAGGUUCCGACGUAUCGAAGCAAGCCGCUGACAUGAUUCUGCUCGACGACAACUUCGCCUCGAUCGUCACGGGGGUCGAGGAGGGUCGACUGAUUUUCGACAACUUGAAAAAAUCCAUCGCUUACACCCUCACCUCGAACAUUCCCGAGAUCUCACCCUUCCUCGCUUUCAUUCUCUGCGAUAUUCCGCUGCCCCUUGGAACCGUGACCAUCCUCUGCAUCGACUUGGGAACCGACAUGAUUCCGGCAAUCUCGUUGGCGUACGAGCAUUCGGAGUCUGAUAUAAUGAAGAGGAGGCCCCGAAACCCGUUGUGCGACAACCUCGUUAACGAAAGGCUGAUCUCAAUGGCUUACGGACAGAUCGGUAUGAUCCAAGCUGCCGCCGGUUUCUUCGUUUACUUCGUAAUUAUGGCUGAGAACGGAUUCCUACCCACGAAAUUAUUCGGUAUCAGGAAACAGUGGGACUCUAAGGCUAUCAACGAUCUCACGGACAGCUACGGCCAAGAAUGGACAUUCCGAGACCGAAAGACGUUGGAAUUCACGUGCCACACGGCGUUCUUCGUGUCGAUCGUGAUCGUACAGUGGGCCGAUCUUAUCGUCUGUAAGACACGCAGGAACUCGAUAAUACACCAGGGGAUGAGAAAUUGGGCCUUGAAUUUCGGCCUCGUAUUCGAAACAGCCCUCGCGGCUUUCCUCAGCUACACGCCAGGAAUGGACAAGGGACUUCGCAUGUUCCCACUCAAAUUCGUGUGGUGGUUACCGGCGAUACCGUUCAUGAUUUCGAUUUUCGUAUACGACGAGGUGAGACGAUUCUACCUCCGCCGGAACCCUGGAGGCUGGCUCGAACAAGAAACUUAUUACUAAACGAUCUAUAUACAUAUAAAUUAUAUAUAUAUAUAUAUAUAGUCAACAGUAAAAAUGCUGAUUUCAUUACACACGCGUUAGCAUUUGCAGAAAAAUAUGAGGAAGAUUACCGAUGAGGAUGAAAAAUAAAAAUAAUAAGAAAUAAAGUACACCGCGAAAAUUGA